Lepisosteus oculatus (spotted gar) is the source of this 1073-nucleotide messenger RNA. RefSeq names its product protein PML-like. Gene Ontology annotation, molecular function: 3'-5'-DNA exonuclease activity; nucleic acid binding. NCBI's taxonomy places the organism in Eukaryota, Metazoa, Chordata, Actinopteri, Semionotiformes, Lepisosteidae. Gene Ontology annotation, biological process: DNA catabolic process. The record is from RefSeq and is a predicted model, not a curated record. Gene Ontology annotation, cellular component: cytoplasm.
CUGCCUGGAAACGGGGAAGCACGCUAGAAAUCAGCCAUUGCUUCGAAUUUAAAACACCUGCCAGAGGCGCAGGGUCUAAGGCCAAAGUACAGACAGCAUAGGGGCUCCCCGCUUCAGUAGUCUCUGACCCGCUUGCUUCCAGUUGCUACCUUACCUGAUCCGCCCUGUGUUUACAAAGACCGCGAAUAAGAAUUAAAAGACCAAUGGAAUGUAAUGCAUUCGCAGUGGCCUCUUCUGCCUCAUGUAAUCUUCACCGCAGUCUUGUUUUCUUCGAUCUCGAAACCACUGGACUUGGUCCAAGGUGUGAUAUCGUACAGUUGUCCGCUGUAAGUGGAGACCACACGUUUAAUGUCUACAUGGUUCCUCGGCGACCAAUCCUUAGAGGGGCCUCAGUUGUCACCGGGUUCACUGUCAGGAGGCGACAGCUGUGGCUCCACAGUCAGGCCCUUCCAACCAUCACUCACUGGGAGGCUUUGAUAUCCUUCGUGGCCUUCCUCCGCAUGCUGAACCGCCCUUUUCUGGCAGGGCACAACAUCAGGAGGUUUGACUGUCCUGUACUGCUCAAGGUGCUGGAUGAGUUCCACCUGAGAGAGGACUUCCAGCAGGCCACCUCCGGCUUCGUGGACACCCUCCUCCUGGCCCGAGAGCUGUUCAGGCACAGCUCCAUCCGGAGCUAUCGCCAGGAGCACCUGGUGAGGGCCUGCCUCGGGACCUCCUACCAAGCGCACAAUGCUCUGGAAGACGUCAAGGCUCUGCAGCGGCUCUUCCGCGCCUGGGCGCCCAGGUCAGAGCAGGUGGUCAGGCACACCUUCACUCUCUCACAGGUGGGAACUCGGAACUCUCGGUGGCCACUCAUCUAAGGAAAAGUGAUCUCCAAGCACGCUGCAAGAAAACUGGCUGCAUGUGGAAUUACUCUAGAAGUCUCACCUGCAGAGUCCCUCUAAGAGGCUCCAGAAGCUACUGGAGCCCCUGAAAUAAGAGCUGUGGGAGGGCUGCUUUGGAGCCACAAUUGGCAAUAUCACUGACUUCCUGGAACUUCAAAAGCAGCCUUAACCCAGCAGAGCUGUCUCUGA